CUAUUCGAGCAGUUCGAGCAGUUCAGUGGCUUCGACAUUUGCGAUAUGAGCCUGCGCGUGCGCAAAUUCAACCGCACAAUGUCGACACUGAACGGAACGAUUUACAUACGGCAACCGAUGGGCGAUAAUCUGAAGCUCUACACCGAUCUCUUCCACAGUCGGCUCGGGAACCAGCAGUUCAAUCACUAUCCCGCCAAACUUCCCACGGCUGGGUUUUGUGAGUUCGUCCGUAAUCUACACGCCGCGUACGGCAAACACCUGGUGGACAUCGUGAACGGACCACAACCGGACGAGUGUCCGAUUAAGGCGCGAGAAGUGUACAUACUGGACAAGGUGUUUCCCUCGUCCACGAUACCACCCGUUUUUCCCACGGGCCUGUGGAAAAUGGUCAUUACCGGGCGCGUGGACGAGGAGGAUAAGCUCCGGUAUCAGAUGGUGCUGCAUGUGCACGAGAAGGACUUCUUCGGGUGA
Messenger RNA from Anopheles nili, 471 nucleotides. RefSeq lists its product as uncharacterized. The transcript has 2 exons. NCBI's taxonomy places the organism in Eukaryota, Metazoa, Arthropoda, Insecta, Diptera, Culicidae. The record is from RefSeq and is a predicted model, not a curated record. Bases 46 to 471 code for a protein of 141 amino acids.